AUGACUACCAAGUGGCUUAGCAAGAGGCUUCAAAACUCUUUGAAAAACAAUCCAAGGUUAAGGAUAAAGGAUAUAAAGGCUAAGGCUCAAAAGAAAUGGAAUGUGGGUGUCAACAAGACCAAGGCUAUAAGGGUAAGAGUUCAGGCUAGAGAUAUGGUUGAUGGCUCUUUUUUGGGAGACUAUGCAAGAAUCCAAGACUAUUGUCAUGAGCUGCUUAGGGCAAACCCAGGAUCCACUGUGAAGCUCAACCUUGAUGCUGUUCCAGAAGGUACAGAAGACCAAAGACCAUAUUUCAGUAGGGUUUAUAUAUGUUUUGCAGCAUGUAAGCGAAGUUUUAAACUGUCUAGACAUGUCAUAGGGCUAGAUGGUUGUUUCUUGAAGGGAUUAUGUGGUGGGCAGAUCCUGGCAGCAAUUGGAAGGGAUCCAAAUGAUCAAAUGCUACCAGUUGCUUUUGCUGUUGUAGAAGGAGAGAAUAGGGAUAGUUGGACUUGGUUUUUGCAACUAUUGAUUGAUGACCUAGGAGGCAGAGAAGAGUGUCUGACUUACACAUUCAUCUCAGACCAACAAAAGGGUCUGCUCCCAGCUAUGGAUGAGCUUUUGCCAAAUGUUGAGCAAAGGUUUUGUGUCAGACACUUGUACAACAACUUCAGAAAAAGAUUUCCAGGGAAGGUCUACAAAGAGUUAAUUUGGAAGGCUGCAAAAUCAACAUAUGUCCAGGCAUUUGGAAGAGAAAUGAGGGCAAUUAAGCAAUUGGAUAAUGAUGCUUUUGUCAACAUGAUGAAGACACCUCCCAGAUGCUGGAGUAGGGCAUUCUUCAAGACAACUAACAAAUGUGACUGUGUGCUUAACAUCAUGUCAGAAUCAUUCAAUAGUGUAAUCCUUGAUUCCAGGUCAAAGCCUUUAGUCAGUAUGCUGGAAGAUAUCAGAAUUUAUUGUAUGGAGAGGUGGGCAACAAAUAGGAUGAGGUUCCAUAAGCUGAGUGAUGAUGUAGUAUUACCAAACAUCAGAAAGAAAGUUGAGAAAACUAGUUGUUUCACCAACUCAUGGAUUGUUAGGAUGUCAGAUGAACAUUACUUUAAAGUUAAAAAUGUUAAAAACCAAGCUGAUAUGUUAGCUGUCAACUUGAAAGACCACAUAUGUUCUCGUAGAAAGUGGGAACUUACUGGAUUGCCAUGUGUUCAUGCCCUAGCAUGUAUGAAAAGUAGAAACUUUAAGUAUGAAGAUUACAUCCCUGAGUGUUUUAGAAAGAGUAGGUACAUUGAAGUAUACAAACCCGUGCUUUAUCCUGUUAAUGGUUCCAAUUUAUGGGUAAAAACACCAUAUCCUGAUGUUAGGCCUCCAAAGCAUAGAAGGAUGCCAGGUAGACCUAAAAAGAAGAGAAAUCGUGAACAAGGUGAGAUUGAUGGCACAGACAGAAAAAUAAGGAGAACAGGGUUGAUUGUUAGAUGCAGCAGGUGUAAGAAGUCUGGUCAUAACAAAAAAACUUGUAAAGUACUAGGGCCUGAUGCUGACACUUCUCAAGUGACUCAGAGUGACACUUCUCAACAAGCUCCACCAAGGUAUGAUGUUGACACUUCUCAAGUGACUGCUACUCAACAAGCUUCUCAAGUGACUCAGAGUUCUCAAGUGACUGCACCAAGACAAGCUAAAGCUUCAAAAGGAAAGGCCCCUCAACAACCAGCUGCUCAGAGUUCUCAAGCUUCCAAAGGAAAGGCUGCUCAACAACCAACUGCUGCUGCAAAGUCAAAGAAUCUGGGUGUCAAAAAGACAACAACUCCAUGGGUGCCACCUGGACCUGCCACCAGAUUAAGUGCAGCAAAAAAUGCCAUUGGUCCAACAACUAGGAGGACUACCCCUACAAAAAGAUCCAAGAAAAUUGUUUAG
Molecule: messenger RNA, 1884 nt
Organism: Vicia villosa (hairy vetch)
Lineage: Eukaryota; Viridiplantae; Streptophyta; Magnoliopsida; Fabales; Fabaceae
Exons: 3
Coding region: 1-1884 (627 amino acids)
Molecular function (GO): zinc ion binding
Source: RefSeq, a predicted model, not a curated record